This is a messenger RNA of Vanessa tameamea, 1745 nucleotides long. RefSeq names its product pancreatic triacylglycerol lipase-like. Gene Ontology annotation, biological process: lipid catabolic process. Lineage: Eukaryota; Metazoa; Arthropoda; Insecta; Lepidoptera; Nymphalidae. The record is from RefSeq and is a predicted model, not a curated record. The transcript is spliced from 7 exons. Bases 186 to 1349 code for a protein of 387 amino acids. Gene Ontology annotation, molecular function: lipase activity.
UACCAUUUUGAAGUUCAAGCACGGUUCAUUUCACUGAUAUUUCAUAUACCUACCGCACAUUGCAUAUACGUAUAAGUUGUUGCUUGUAAAAGGUGGUACGUACUUGUGAGCGCCUCAUUAACGUUCGCAACCUGUACUUACUUAGGUUGCGCCUGCGCCUCUAUUCGGUAUUGUUAGCCACAAGGAUGGCACGCGUACACUUCACUCGAACGCUCCUUUUAUUUGUGCUUGCGAUUUGUGUAUCUGAUAUUAGCGCACAACGAAAACCCAUAAAAGAGGCUCUAUUCCUCAACAGUGACCUCUUUAACAACGCCACACUUGAGGACUGCGUAUGGAGGCGUGAACGCGAGCCGUGUCCUGAUCCCAACGUGACACUAAACUUAUACACUGAGGCUGAACCGUAUAAAAAACAGGUAGAUCUAUUUAGCGAAGACUGGCUUCGUCAAAGUAGUUGGGAACCAUCACACGAGACGAUCCUGCUGGUGCACGGUUACGCUGGCGGCGAUGACACUCUACCUAUUGUUGUGCUUCGAGAUGCAUACCUUCGUCGUGGCGGCUACAAUGUUUUCAUGCUAGACUGGGGGCAGCUUAGCCAACCGCCAUGUUAUGUGGCAGCAGUUCAUAACCUUCGACCAGUAGCACGAUGUGUGGCGGAAGCUUUAGGAUCGCUGAGGAGAGCUGGCCUAAGACCAGACCGACUUACGUGUGUUGGUCAUUCGCUCGGCGCCCACAUGUGCGGCAUUAUGGCCAAUUAUUUGAAUUUUAGGCUUAAUCGAAUUAUUGGCUUGGACCCAGCCCGCCCUCUCAUCAGGUCCGCGCCCGCUCUGCGCCUGGACCCGGGCGACGCGCGCGCCGUGCACGUCCUCCACACCAAUGCGGGCCGAUACGGCGAAGGAGCCCGUCUUGGACACGCCGACUUCUGCCUUAAUGGCGGACGGAGCCAGCCAUAUUGUGAAGAUACACCGAAUGAAGCACUAUGCAGUCACGUAUGGUCGAUCUGUUACCAAGCAGAAAGCCUGUUCCGGCCUCGCCCCGCGGCGCCGUGCGGCAGGCGCUGCUCCGUGCGCGUGCCGCCAGCGCGGGCCGCGGCCUUGCCUGUUCCUUUGGGGCAACCGACGCCAAUGACCGCAUCAGGAGCCUAUUGUCUGGAGGACUUCACGACUCCGUUCUGCCCGGCGACGACGGGGCUGCUGCAGGGCGACGAGCGCUGUUGCCUCGACAAGCUGUACGCGGCGGCCGCGAGCGCGCCCCCGCCCCCGCGCGCGCGGCCCCGCCCGCCGCCCCGCCUGCGCGCGCGCCACCGCGCGCCUUACGAAGGCAACAACACCUUGGAUAAUUUCAACUUUUAACGUGUCAUUUUAAAUAAUCACUUUAUAUAUAACGUCUCGCGCCUAUGAAUAAAAUACGACAGAAAUUUUAACGAUCAAUGAUCGAUUAUUUCCGAAAGAAAAUAAUUUAGUCAGACUUUUUUUUAAUUGGUCACGUUUCUACCUUUCUGUAGUGAUAUAUAUGAACAAAUAUGUAUAUUCCUGUUACAAAUAUAAUUAGUCUAGUUUUUUCAUAUUACAACUUCUUCAACAUUCAAACUUAAAUGUUUUGCGGUGUCGCAAUUGUAUAGUUGUAGGUAUUAUAUUGAUAAGUGUUUUUGACUAAAAAUUAAGUUAGAAAAUGUACAAUAUUUGUGCUAUAAAUUGUGUUCAGCCAAAGAAUUAUUAUUGUAAAAAUAAAUUAUUUUUUAUAAAUUG